AUGCGAUUUUCUCUAUUGUUUCUAUUUGUUGGUUUAUCAUCAACAUAUGAACAUUGGUUUGUUUUUGAUCAAUAUCAAUUUCCAGGAUUUCAUACACCAUUGUUUACAUUAAUUUAUUCAUCAAAUAAUAGAACAGGUCAACAAGAAGAAAAAAAACUUUCAUUUGCAUUGUCUACCUAUGAACGUUCGAUUUAUAUUGAUACUGAUGUUGGUAAUGCAGUUAAAACAAUAAAACGAGAUGAACAAUUAAUAAAAUUAAAUAUUGAACGAGCUGAUUUAUUGCAUAAUUCAUUAAAUCAUUUAAUUUUUAUUGCUCUACGGCAAGCAACUAAAAUUGAAACAUAUGUUAAUUGUAAGCUCAUUGAUUCCUAUUUACUUUAUCCAUCGUUUCCAAUCAAUGCCAAUGAUGAUGAUAAUAACGAUGAAAACUCAUCGUUUACAGUUGAAAACUUAGCCGCUGGUAUUAAACAUUUUGAUAAUAAAACAGAUGAAAAUUAUCAGCAAAAAAUAUUUGAAAAAUUCGGUUGUAAACAAUCGGGAACAGUGAUAAAUGCGAAUAAUCAAACAGCAUAUAUUGGAAGACCAUUAAUUCGAAAAAUGCAACAUGUUAUUGAAAAAGUUCAAAGACGUAAACUACGAUCUAGACGUCACCAAAAUCAAAAAUCUUCUCUUGAAAUGACAUCCGAUUCGUUCUCUAUUAUCUAUAAACCAAAUAUUGAUCGAUUACAUGAUAGUAAAAGCAAUUUUCGUACUAUUCUAAAUGUUUCUCAGUUCGCAUUUCAUAUUCGAUAUUAUCCAAAGGAACAUCUCGUUCAGAUUCGAUUUAACAAUGAAAAUCGUACUCAAUUUAUUUUAUAUGCCGACAAAUCAACUGAUCUUCUUAGUUCUCGUGAUACAGCAGAAGAAUCAUUAACCAACAAUAAUCUAUCAUCAACUGUUAUACUCUUCAUACAUAUAACGCCAACAAUGAUAACAUGUUACGUUAACUGUGAAUUAACUGAUCAAGAAUUUAUUAUUGAUUCAUUAUAUGUACAAAAUAUAAUUAGACAAACAAUGGACAAAACUAUCAAUCAUCAACAAUAUGAAGAUAAACAAAUUAUGGAAUAUGAUCGUCAAUCGACAUUAAUUUUAUUUAAUAAAUCAAUUGAACAGAUAGCAGCAAACUUUUUUUGCUUAAAAUUAGAUCAGAAAAAUGAAGAUUUACUACCUGAUACAUAUGCUUUACGAAAAUUUGCCAACGCUCUAGAUAUGUUGGUUAAUAGUCUCGAUGCUCCAAUAAAUAUAAAUAAUCAUCAUGAUUCAACAUCAGCUACACCGGCAACAACUACGCAAAGUAUUGCAGCUGUAAAUAUUCAUUCAAUUGAUGGUUUCGGAAGUCUUAUAGCACCUUCGUUAAAUACCGAUAUGAAUGCAAUAUCAAAUGAUAUCAGUGAAUAUGAUAAAUCAUGUCUGACUGAUCAAGAUUGUAAUUCGAAUCAUUCAUUUUUAAAAUGUCAACAGAGACAUUGCACAUGUUUAGCACGUCAUUUUUGGUCGCCAAUCUCACGUCGUUGUAUAUCAUGUAAAGAUUUAUCGAUUGGUAAUCGAUGUUUUCGUUUAUCAAAUCAUAAAUCUACAUGGUAUGAAGCAAAUGAUUAUUGUCAAGAUGAAAAUGCAUCCGAUGAUCAACCAGAAUAUACAAUGAAAUUAGCAUCGAAUCUUAAUCGUACUGAUAUUGACUUACUGCGCCAGAGUCUUGUCAAUGACGAAGAUGGUGAACAGUUAGAUUAUUUUUAUUGGAUUGGCGCAACAAGUCAAUUUGAUACACGAAAAUUACACAAGCAGAAUAAUCGAAAAAAACGACAUGUACCAACAACAAUAUUUCGUUGGUAUGAUAAUGGUGAAACAGCACAGUUAAAUAUUCCCGAUUUAUGGUGUUCACAAAGAGAACAUAUGGAUACAGCUACAAUCAACAAUAAUGAAUUAUGUGUUAGUCUUACAUCAUGUGGUUUAUAUGCAGAUGAUUGUCAACGAAAUUAUAGAUUUUUAUGUGAAGCUGUUUAA
Rotaria socialis is the source of this 2043-nucleotide messenger RNA. The record is from the annotation of a GenBank genome assembly. Lineage: Eukaryota; Metazoa; Rotifera; Eurotatoria; Philodinida; Philodinidae.